AUGAGUAAACGAGUAAUUGGUGUAUUGUACGAGCAAAAACGAGAAAGAGCGAAACUCCCUCUUGGAGUCUCUCACCCCAGAGAAUCAGAUGUUUAUGUCGGCAACAUAAAUCAAAGUAUCUUAUCUAGCACUUGAUCCUCACGUGCCGAACAUGUAGGUAUACAAUCACCCACCUGCCAGUCUAUAAAUGCGCGCGGAUCGUCAAGUAGGUGUCAAUCACGCUGGGAGACUCGACAUACUGUCGUCUGUAACAUGGAAAUGGAAAUGGCAACGGAGAUCGACAGCGAGCACUCGCAUCCGCAAUGCAUCAAAUUGCCACCGGCCGUCGAGGUGUUUGCCAAUUUGAAAAAUGCGCAAACCUUCGCUAUAGACAUCGGAUUGUCUUUGACGAAAAUUGUAUAUUCAACAGUAAGUUAUCGUAAGGCACUUUAUGAGGAUGCAGAAGGUUUAGGAAAUAGUGGAGAACGAGCAUACAAAGUAUUUGAAGGUAGCAGACUACACUUUGUUAAGUUUGAGACAAGAUAUAUUGAAAAUUGCUUAGACUUUGUCAAGAAGAAUUUAGUAGAUGUCAAACGCUUUCACGGGAAAAGUAUUAAAGUAACUGGAGGUGGAGCAUUUAAAUAUACUCCUUUGCUACAAGAGAAAUUAGGAUUAUUAGUCGACAAGGAGGAUGAGAUAGAUUGUCUGAUAAAGGGCUGUAAUUUCUUACUUAAAAAUAUACCAUGUGAAGCUUUUGAGUUUCAACGUCAUGCGAAUCCAGAGUAUAAAUUUCAAAAAGCUGAACCUAACAUAUUUCCAUAUUUGCUAGUUAAUGUUGGUAGCGGCGUCAGUAUUCUUAAAGUAGAGUCGGAUGAAGUGUUUGAAAGAGUCGGGGGUACAGCUACAGGAGGAGGUACAUUUUGGGGAUUAGGGUCCUUAUUGACAAAAAGAAAGGGCUUUGAUGAAUUGCUGCAACUUGCAGAACGAGGGGAUCACCGUAAUGUAGAUAUGUUAGUGAAUAUUUAUGGAGGCGAUUAUUCCUCCCAAGGUUUACCUGGAGAGCUUAUUGCAUCAGCUUUUGGCAAAGCAGUGGCUUGUGGACAAUCAACAUUUUCUGAAGCUGAUCUCGCAAGAAGUUUAUUGCUCACCAUUAGUAAUGACAUUGGACACAUUGCUAGUUUAUAUGCAACUAUAUAUAAUAUGGACAGAGUUUAUUUUGGUGGUUAUUUUCUUCGUAACCAUCCACUAUCGAUGCAUACCAUUUCAUACUCCAUCAAAUAUUGGUCUCACGGUAAGGUAAAGCCUCUCUCUCGCCAUGAAGGUUACCUUGGUGCGAUUGGAGCAUAUUUGUAUGGUACUGAACAGUCAAACAAAUACAGCUGGUUGGAAAAUUAUGCUGGAUCAUCGGGUUUUAAAGAUUCGGUGCCAACUGAUCUCGGAAUAAAGAUUGAUCAGUUAGAAAUUGAUCAAGCAGAAUAUAUUGUUACAUUUUGUCCAUUAUUGAAGGAUCCUGCAUCUUAUACUCCUGAUACUACAGAUCUCGCUCAGGAUAAGGAGGCAAGACAUUAUUGGCUGCAAUGUUUUGAAGAAUCAGUAGAAUUUGUGUCAAGAGCUAUUCACAGUCAACCACAUAGUCCAACAGCAAAGGAUAGAGGAUCAAAACUUAAGGAGAAGUACAUUAAUAGGUUACAUUAUCUCCAUACACAACCAGUUGCAUAUGGGGCACUUACAGUUAGAAUAUUACUGGAUACUAUUGAGCAUUGCAUGAAAGAGUUUGAUUUUCCAGAUCCAUAUUUACAUCAAAAAAGAAAAGAGAACGAGGAAGCAUUGAGGCAUCUACACGAUCGCAUAACGGCUUUAGAUAAGUUGGAAGGUAUAGAAAAGAUAAGAGCUUUGAUUCUCGGCGUUCUGAGUGAAAUAUUUGAUUGGGUUGCAAAAGAUGUUGCAAAACUAUUGGAAACCGAUGAUUUUGGCUUUGAAGAAGCUCAAGCAAAAAUUCCGGGUAGACCAUGGUUAGAGGAUAAUUUAGAUGAUUGGAUAUAUAGAUUGCAGAAUGGACAGCCUCAUAAAUGCGCAGCAAUUUUUAUAGACAAUAGUGGCGUAGAUAUCAUUCUUGGAAUUUUGCCAUUUGCACGAGAUUUAUUACAACGAGGAACAAAAGUAAUAUUGUGCGCUAAUUCUUUGCCAGCUCUGAAUGAUGUAACAUAUCCCGAAUUGGUUGUAACAUUACGGGAUGCCGCAAAAAUUUGUAAUGUUAUCAAACAGGCUCUAGAAGAUAAUACACUUAUUGCCAUGGAAACUGCGCAAGCAGGUCCUUGUCUAGAUCUCAGUCGCCUUAAUGUGGAUCUAUGCCUUGCGAUGGUGAAGCAUAAUGUGGAUCUUAUAGUUAUCGAGGGCAUGGGUAGAACAUUACAUACAAAUUUUCACGCCAAAAUGAAGUGUGAAUGUCUAAAGUUGGCUGUUAUAAAAAAUCGAUGGUUAGCGCUUCGUUUAGGAGGUGAUAUGUAUGCUGUGAUAUGCAAAUAUGAGCAACCAUCGAAAAAUAAGAUUUAUGAUAGUGGAAUAAAAUCGGAAGCGAUAAAAGACGGUUGUCCAUCAAAAUGUACAGAACAGACAACGGAAAUCUGCAAAUGCGACAAUUCUAACAAUAGAAAUACAAGUAAAGUGUCAAUAUAAAAUAAGUAAUACAAUUAUUUCUAGAUUAGUAAUAAAAUAUAUGACACAUUGCCUUCCUUAAAACAAAAGAGACAAAUUAACGACAAAGUUGUGUGCAAAUGACGCUUAAAAAAAUUAAGUUUACACAAAUGUUAAGAAACAAACAUACAGAUGGAAUAUCGUAAGAUUUGUCAGAUAAUCAUGAUCGUGUAAUAUUAUAUUUGAAUAUAUAAUAAUUUUAUUAAAUCA
Messenger RNA from Nylanderia fulva, 2883 nucleotides. Its product is annotated as 4'-phosphopantetheine phosphatase. Gene Ontology annotation, molecular function: pantothenate kinase activity; ATP binding. Lineage: Eukaryota; Metazoa; Arthropoda; Insecta; Hymenoptera; Formicidae. The record is from RefSeq and is a predicted model, not a curated record. Gene Ontology annotation, cellular component: cytosol; nucleus. Gene Ontology annotation, biological process: coenzyme A biosynthetic process.